CCCAGUCUCUGCAUACACACCAUGGCCGCACCGAGCAGAUGCACAGCGCACAUCGCGACUGCCCUCAGGAGCAAUGCCACCCCGCGCAUCGCCGUCCGCACAUUCGCCUCCACAGCCCCCAGCGCAGCAUCACGGACACGCCUGCGCCAGGCCCAGCAAACGAUUGAGGCGCGCCGACAGUUCUCGAACACGUCCUACCGCCAGGCGCUCAAUACCAUCGACCAAAUCAAGGCCCGCAACAAGGGCGGCCCCUUCAACAUCACCGCCGCCCUCCUCUUCGUCACAACCGCCGGCGGUCUGUGGGCCUACUUCACAUACGAGAAGGAGCGCAUGGCGCGCAAGCGCGUAGCCGAGCAGACCAAGGGCGUCGGCAAGCCCAAGGUCGGCGGCCCCUUUGAGCUCGUGGACCAGGACGGCAAGGUGUUCAGCUCCAACGAUAUGCUAGGCAAGUAUUCGCUGGUGUACUUUGGCUUCACGCAUUGCCCGGAUAUCUGCCCGGAUGAGCUGGACAAGAUGGCGUUGAUGUAUGAUAAGGUGCGGGAGAAGUGCGGGAAUGUGUUGUUGCCGCUUAUGAUCACGUGUGAUCCUGCGCGAGACAGCCCGGCGGUGCUGAAGGAGUAUCUGGCGGAGUUUCACCCGGAUUUCAUUGGGUUGACGGGGAAUCACGAGCAGAUCAAGGAUACGUGCAAGGCGUAUCGCGUGUACUUCAGCACGCCAAAGGAUGUCGCGCCGGGGCAGGACUACCUGGUCGACCACAGCAUUUACUUCUACUUGAUGGACCCUGAGGGCGAUUUCGUCGAAGCCAUCGGCCGCAACUUCACCGCGGACCAGGCCGCUAAGGUCAUUGCUGACCACGUCAAGGAUUGGGAAAAGCCGCUGAGGAAGGAGGCGCGCUGGGAGUAGGCCGAGCGCAUUGUACUUGUAUGUAUGACUUACCUUAGACCUGUACCUAAACAUAUGUAGAACAACACUGUACAAUCAGCAAUCAGCAAC
Messenger RNA from Macroventuria anomochaeta, 993 nucleotides. Its product is annotated as SCO1 protein. The record is from RefSeq and is a predicted model, not a curated record. Bases 22 to 903 code for a protein of 293 amino acids. Gene Ontology annotation, cellular component: mitochondrial inner membrane. Lineage: Eukaryota; Fungi; Ascomycota; Dothideomycetes; Pleosporales; Didymellaceae. Gene Ontology annotation, biological process: intracellular copper ion homeostasis; mitochondrial respiratory chain complex IV assembly. Gene Ontology annotation, molecular function: copper ion binding; copper chaperone activity. The transcript has 2 exons.